UUUCACACUAACAAACAAUUUUCGAAAAGAGAAUUGAUUUAUCUUUAUUUCUUCUAUGUGAACUUCUCAAGAAAUUACAGAAAGCAAACGAACGAACUCGCGUGAAAAAUGGGAGCGAAUCUAAUGCUCUUCAUCUUCCUCUUCCUUUCAAUCAUCUCCAGUUUCAGAGCUGAUUAUGUUCGUCCUCAGCCACGUCAAACUCUACAUCUUCCAUGGAAUCCGAAAUCAUCUUCUCAACCCCACCAGGUUCACGUCUCCCUGGCAGGAGACGAGCAUAUGAGAGUCACAUGGAUUACUAAAGGUCAUUCUGCUCCUUCUUAUGUUGAAUAUGGAACAUCGCCGGGAGAAUAUACUUCUGUUUCUCAAGGAGAGAGCACCUCAUAUAGUUAUAUUUUCUACAAGUCAGGAAAGAUACACCAUACAGUAAUUGGGCCUCUAAAGGCUGCCACUGUUUAUUAUUACAAAUGUGGAGGGGAAGGUUCUGAGUUCCAGCUGAAGACACCUCCUUCCCAGUUCCCAAUUACUUUUUCAGUGGCAGGAGAUCUGGGUCAAACUGGAUGGACCAAAUCAACAUUAGAACACAUUGAUCUGUGCAAAUAUGAUGUACAUCUGCUUCCUGGUGACCUGUCCUAUGCUGAUUACUUGCAGUACCGGUGGGACACUUUCGGUGAGCUUGUGGAGCCACUUGCAAGUACUAGGCCGUGGAUGGUAACUCAAGGGAACCAUGAAAAGGAGGACUUAUUGAUAUUCAAGGCUCCAUUUGAUUCCUAUAAUGCAAGAUGGAAGAUGCCAUUUGAGGAGAGUGGAUCAAGUUCAAAUCUCUAUUAUUCAUUUGAAGUUGCUGGAACUCAUGUGAUUAUGCUUGGAUCAUACACUGAUUAUGAUGAGUCCUCAGAUCAAUAUGCAUGGUUAAAGGCUGAUCUUGCAAAGGUGGACAGGGAAAGAACACCCUGGCUUGUAGUGUUAUUCCAUGUGCCAUGGUACAAUAGUAAUAAAGCUCAUCAAGGCGAAGGUGCAAGUAUGAUGGCUGCCAUGGAGCCAUUGUUACAUGCAGCUGGUGCAGACUUAGUCAUUUCGGGUCAUGUCCAUGCUUAUGAGCGAUCGAAACGUGUGUAUGCUGGAAAGUCUGAUCCUUGUGGUGCUGUGCAUAUCACUAUUGGCGAUGGAGGGAACCGCGAAGGUUUAGCUCACAAGUACAACUUGCAGCCUGAAUGGUCAGUUUUUCGAGAAGCUAGUUUUGGUCAUGGUGAACUCAAGAUGGUGAACUUGACUCAUGCAUUUUGGAGUUGGCAUAGAAAUGAUGACGAUGAACCAGUAAAGUCUGAUCAAGCAUGGAUAACUUCAUUGGUGUCCUCUGGCUGCGUUACUGAGAAGAAUCACCAACUGAAGAAGUUCAGAUGAAAACAUUUGAAUCUAUGUAACAUAGUUUGUCCUUUCUGCUUUAGAUUGAUUUUCCUUGUAAUAUUUUCCUUUCUGUUCCAAUGUAAAUAGCUGGUGUGAACAUAGAUUUCAUCUUACUUGCAUCAGCUUCCAUUUUACAUAUACAUUUGAAGUCAUAUAUCAGUUAUAUAUUAUAGCUUAGCAAUUCUCAA
Molecule: messenger RNA, 1592 nt
Organism: Cucumis sativus (cucumber)
Lineage: Eukaryota; Viridiplantae; Streptophyta; Magnoliopsida; Cucurbitales; Cucurbitaceae
Product: purple acid phosphatase 18
Exons: 5
Coding region: 109-1401 (430 amino acids)
Molecular function (GO): metal ion binding; acid phosphatase activity
Source: RefSeq, a predicted model, not a curated record